Molecule: messenger RNA, 5127 nt
Organism: Symbiodinium pilosum
Lineage: Eukaryota; Dinophyceae; Suessiales; Symbiodiniaceae
Source: the annotation of a GenBank genome assembly
AUGGAAUAUGCGGCCAUCAUGCAGUACACCCUCAGCGGUGAAGACCGAGCAUGGUUGUCCUUGAGCCGAGAAUGCAAGAUGCAGUGGUUGCCAAAGGAUUUCAGUUGCCUUCUCAAUGCGCCUGCCAACUGGCAGCAGCUGUUGAAUGAGUUCGGCUGGCGUGACAAGACUGAUCCUGCAUCUGCCGUAUGUCUCAGCUUGGAUGACCUAGAUCCCAGUGUAGCAGAUAUCUUGAGGGAUUGCUGUCGUACUUUCCAGCAAGAGGAGUGGGUGCAGGAGGUUGCGCGCCAUCACCAGCUUCAGGUAGGGCGCAUGGAAGUUCGCACAGGUCUGCCAGCAGAGGCCACAAGGCUGAAGAGGGAAGUUGAUUGUCCAGAUUCAUGUAGCAAAGGUUUGCCAGCCAAGGCCGUAAAGAAGGAACCCUGUGAUGCUCAUGAUGCUCAGACCUUCCCUUCAGGACGUGAAAUAUCCAAGCGCCUUCUAAGCAACUUGCCUUACCGCCCCCUAGAUGCCAGCAUGUUGGACCUUGGCCAAGUCUUGCGAGGUUGUCUUGCCGUUGCCAGGAACUUUCAUGGUAAUCGCUGGCCUGAACACAUCACCCUCCUGUCUUGCGGUGAUCUGGCAUCUAGGCAUGGACAGAAUGCACACAUGAUAUGCGGACUGCUAUGUUCUGACACGCACUGGGCGCUUCUUUGCAUCAGCGAAGGGCAGGGGAUUGUGUAUGAUGGCCUUGGAGACACAGUUUGCUUUAAUCAAGCCAGUGCAUACAUGGCGCACCUACGGGAGUCGGGGCAUGCGGUCAAAGAGAAGCUGCUCAAAGCGCAGUGCCCUAAGCAAGGAGACGCCUGGUCGUGCGGGCAUCGAGUGAUUGUUGCUCUGGGCGCUAUCCUGGAUCAUGUGGAAUCUGCAGGGGACAUUCCCCGCCAGCUUGAUGAGAGUGUGCUUUCUUCUGCACAUGUGCAAGCCCUGGUCAGGAGUAGCCAGGAUUCCUCAUUCCCGAACCCGUGUCAGCAGCAGGGCCCUCCCAAGCAUGUCAAGCGCAAGGUUGAGUGUGUGCAGAGUUCCGUGUCAAAUGCCGCCCCUGGUGCAGAUGUUGCAAGCGAACCUUCCACUCCGAAAAGAAGCCGCCCCAGGGUGGAUGACAAAGCCAUGACUCCCCCCAGGCCAAGUCCUCCUGCGCGUACAUCAGGCUUUGAUGGCUUGAAGUUGUCUCCUGUUUCCAACACAAGCUCUCCGCGUCAGAUAGUGUCCAAGGCCAGCAAACCGGUGCGAAGCAAGUCAAUCAAGGGAAACACCCAGAAAGCGUCAAAGCAGAGCACGCAGAGCGAGGCAUCUUUAGUGAAGCGGGGAGAGAGCCUCUGCCAAUCUGCAGGCGUGCAGCACAAAACCUUCCAGUCGGAGCACUAUCAUGCAUCUCAACCUGAGCCGCGAGGUCACUGGAAGAUGUUCUUGCGCGCACUGGCCGUGCCUGAUGACAAAGAUAAGAUCCUCACUUGCCCUGUGUGCUGUAGCCUUCGCAACAAAAUCCUGAACCUGGCAGUCCCAUCAGCCCCUGAACCCAGCAAUGUCAAAGCAGAACCAUCUGAGGAUGUCAGCCUUGCCCUUGUUGCAGUGCAGCCGCCAGGUGAAGCAUCACGUCCAGUGCUAGGCCCGCAGAUCCACAAGCGAGGCAGACCAGCCAAAGGCGAGAGCAUGGACUCACGCUGGCGCCUGGGGGUCUUCAUCCAACAGCACAGAGCAUCAGUCUACCGUCAGUUAAAGGAUAGUUGGGGCAAGGAUGCUACGUAUCAUUGUAUCCCGUGCGGACGGGACAUAAAGUUCAAGACCCACACCUGCAAACGUAAGCUUGACAAGCAUGAGAAAGGCAUCACCCACAUAAAGGGUUUGGAGAAGUUGGGGUUGCCGCUGCCCGAGGGUGUUGCAAGAUCCACAAGGCCAGGGAGUGAGGAUGACGCCGAGGAGGACGAAGAGGAGGCGGAGGANNAUCCUGUCGUUGCCGUAGACCUGCGCUGUAAUGGUUUACCCCCGCAUGACAUCACAUCCCCUCUGCAUUGCCUGAAGUGUUCCAUCGAAAGCUUUGUUCUGGCUGGACAGCCCAGGACGACGUAUGCGCCAGGAGAAACGGAUCCAUUUGCUGAUGUUAUCUUCGACACCACCCCGCAGGGCAUCUAUGUCAAGUCCAGGCAGUGUCAAGGUUCCAUGCAGAGGGAUGAGACUUUCUGCGUGGCAUGCAAAGCCUUGGGCCGUUGGAGCAAGUUCCGCUCAGCAGUUGCACAGAAAGCCUACAUGAUAGACCUUGCCAUGUAUAGCCACAAGCUUUUCCACUGUCCCCAAGAUCAGUUGGAAGCCUUCAUGCAGGACAUGGUUGGCCGUGAGUACAGGCAGUUGGGGUUGGCUGGAGCUGAUUUCGAAGGUUUGUGUCAAUUGCCAAGCAAGCUUGCCCAGGUUGCCAAGGUGAGACAGAAAUUCGAGAACACACCUGCUUGGAGGAUCAGCGUAUCCUAUCAAAACUUCAUGCGUCAGUGGCUGCCGAAGACAGAUCUCUGUCAUGCCUCCGACACGCAAGCUUCUGCGCACGCCAGCUUGGUUGCUGCCUUAGGCCAGGGUGUGCUUGAAGGCAAGGUACGGGCCCUAGACUUGGAGGUUGCUAGCCGCAUCGCUGCAGGCGCCUUAAGAAGCGAUGCUUUAGUCGAUGGACUGGUCACCACAUUUGUUCAAACGCUGCAAUCCUCCUUGACCAACAAAAGGCGUCAGACUUCUUCGCAGUUCAUGCAGCAGGAGGCGUUGGUGGAUGCCAUCCACACACUUGGUCGCGGCUCAGAGUGUCAAGCACUCAUGUCAAGGUUCAAGGUCAACAAGCAAGCGUUACCUAAACUCAGCUUGAAUCAUGCCAGCAUGCCUGACUCCUUUGUUUCUCUACGAGACCCCCAGGUCCUGAAGAGCACGUUUCAGAAAAUUCAAAGCUUCUUGAAGUCCGCUUCAGAACGUCUCCAUGUGAUCUUCGAUGAAACCACCUGGAGUCCAAGUUUCCAGCAGGCCCGUCAAUUCAGAAAUGGCCAGGACGUGAUCAUUGGAGGCGCCUGGAAUGCUGAAGGGGGGGAAGACUGGUCUUGCCUGAGCCCAGAGACACAUAACCUGAGCACCUUGCCCAAAGAGCACAUGGCACGCACAUCCUGCCACUUCGUGGUGCAUCGCACGGAUUGCACCAGGUUUGUCUUCGAGUGCUGCUGCCUGCCCACGCGCAGCGUCAUUGCUUCCUCUCAGGUCAUGUUGGAAUUGCUGGGCCGCUUUCUGAGCACUGUGACUGAGGCCAACGGUGGCAAAUGCCCGUUCUCUUGCGCGUUCGAUGGGUGCACUGCCCACAGCAAAAUCCUCCGCUUGUUUACUGGAUUGCUUCCUGAGAAAGAGUGGAAGGACCUUGCCUUCUUCCAGGAAUGUCAGCUGGAGUUUCCGGAGUACAAGUUUUGGCCCUAUGGGCACCUCCGCUUUCGCGAUCAGCUAAUGGUAGCUUUCACCGGAAGCUUUCAUCUCCAAAAACGGUUGUCGUUGCAGUUUAUGGCCGGUGGCCGCAAAGUCAGGUUGGCAGAUUUCUUCGUAGACCUUGCAUCAGAACUCCAGGCGGGGUUGCCGGCACGCGCCUUUACCUGCGCGGACGUACAGUCGGACCGGGAUGCAGUGAUGAGACUGUCCCCCCCGUUCUUGUCCAAGUCUUGGUCGGGCAUCGGCCAAACCAUCCACGGCCUCAUCGCGGCGCUGCUUGCGUCCGGAACCUCUGCAUCCUUAGGAUUCACAAAGGUGCAGCAGGCAUCAAACGGCUUUUCCGCCUUCUACUUAUUGCUCUUGCAUGUGGCCUACAACUUUACCAAGCGACGCCCCACUGCAGAGACUUUGCACAUCACAACCCUCAGGAAUGCUUGCGCGUUGGUCAGCGGCAUCAUCUCAGCAUCCAUGACUUCCGCCGAACAUAGAUACUUGCAAGAACGGGCUGUGGAGGAGCACUUCUCGCGGAUAAAGGCUCCAUUCCAAGGGCAGCCUUCGGUGCGAGACGGGCAACAUGGCCUGCUGCGAAAUCAGAUCAGACAGUGCAAGCUGCUUGAGAAAGAAACCUGCGAGUCCCUCGGUGCUGCGCAGACUGUUCAGAGUAGAGAGCCCCUGUCAGUGAGCCAGUUGCAAAAGAUAUCUGCCCCGGAUGAGACCCCGGAUGAGCUUUUUGCGAAGUUGAAGAAAUGGUGGGGCCAGAAGGGCGAGACCUUCUUUCGUGCUGCGGUGCCAGAAGAAGAUGAGGAUUGUGUUGAGCAAGAGGUCCUCGAUGCAGACCUAGACCAUCAGGCGAAAGCUGAGGCCCAGAAUCUCGCUCUGAUUGAGGCUGUGCAGGAUAGGGCCAAGAUUUCAGAGGAACUGCAAGAGUUGCUGACAGGAGGCGGUGAGUCCAGUAUGUUGCAUGAUACCAUCACGGCGGAGUUCGCGUCAGAGGACAACCCUCCAAAUGCACAUGAAAUCCUGCCCCCUGAAGUUGACAGUGGAAAUGACGACGACAUCCCAAAAACGCUGGAGCAGAUUGUCGGCAAGACCGUGAGAAAGAAGGAGUACCAUGCCCAUGCCAUUGGUGAGGAGCGUAAGCCAGGCACUUCUCUCGAGUACUCAGCAUUGAAGCGAGGCCGGCUCCUCAUGAUGCCUUCUCGUGAGUUCAUCCGAUUGGUCAGACUUGAAGAAAAGCUUCUGUCAAAAGCAGUGUUGGAGGCGCGUGCUGCUCCAAUGAACAUGUGGAAUGUGCGGGAGGCUGAGCUAGCUGCCGCCAGGCGCGCGGCCAACGUCAGUGGUCAGCGCCUAGCUCGCUCCACUGCUUGGGCAGCGGCCACCCAGAAAUUUGCCUCAGUCAUCACCGCAUCGCGCAGUGACGGUGCCCCUGGAUUGUCCAGCAUCACGGAAUUCAGGCCUCUUGAUGAUGCAAAUCCUCAGGUCAUUGUGUUCUCUCGGGAUGGGAAGGACGAGGAGCCGGGCAUAGCUAUCACACUGACCGUAUUCCGAGGUGCACUGACCAAGCAAGGCGGCAAGCUCGUUGUGCGGACCAGCAAAGCGUCCCCUUGCCCGCUGCCAAUCGCAUCUACGCGCAAGGUGCACGCCGUG